Dermacentor silvarum is the source of this 3190-nucleotide messenger RNA. RefSeq lists its product as uncharacterized. NCBI's taxonomy places the organism in Eukaryota, Metazoa, Arthropoda, Arachnida, Ixodida, Ixodidae. The transcript is spliced from 2 exons. Bases 439 to 2652 code for a protein of 737 amino acids. The record is from RefSeq and is a predicted model, not a curated record.
GUUUCCACUUCCUGAACCACCAUGUGAACCACUAUAUAAACUUAAGAAACAUUAUCGUCAUGGCCACCAACGGACGACGUCUGCUACUUCGAUUAGAGUGACUUCGAUCAAUACUUCGAUUUCGGUUGUGUUAGGGCAAAUACAGCUUGGAGUUUUCUCAAUUUUGGUCGAACGCCGCUAUGUAGAUCGAGAUACGGUGGAGGCUGUCUAAUCGCCGGCACAAGUGUCAUACUUGGUCGAUACAAACUGACUACGACGCAUGCUAAAACGUAGAGGCUUCGCCGUGGCGGUGAUCGCAAAAACGCUUAUUCAGAAGCAUAACGCUGAAGACGGGCAAGUACAUCUCUGCGUCGUACGUUGCUCGAAACUGUAGCUGAAUUCAUCUACUUGGCAACUCAACGGAAGCUGGUACGUCCAAAUCCGCAAAUCGGAGCAAUAAUGACGUAUCCCGAAAAGAUCGUGGGGCGCCUGACAGCUCGUGGUCUGGACCUCGACCGUCCCUGUCAGUACCAAUCUCACGACGACGACUGCUGGCUUUCUCGUGGCCUGCACGGAUGGAACAAGGUCCUGUAUCCGGCGAGCCUCGAACUAAAACAAGUUGCACCCGGCAGACUCGCCUUCCUUACGCUGCCGACAAACAGGCGUCCGUACGGCGACGUCGAGGAGUUGUACGAUGCGGCUUACGUCCUCUCUUGGCUUCCGAGGGUGCACCGAUGCGUACAGUGUGUCUCGCUCGACGGGACGCGAACUGUUCUACUGAACCGGCCGGCGUCGACGCUCGCCCUGACUUUGGGCCGGAGUUGCAACCUGCGGCACCUGGUGCUUCGGGGCAACUACGACUACGACCCAAUAGAGAAUACAGUAGGUCGUGACUACGACACGCCCGUCAGCGACGACGAGCUCGCCGAAGGAUUGGCGGCCCUCGCCGUACUCGAAAAGUUUGAGUUCGCGCAAUUGCCCAUUAGUGUGCCCCUUUCCCGGCACAUGGUCAAGCUGAUAAACCGUAACGUGGACCAUCUUACCUCCAUCGUCUUCGAGAACAAUGGCGUGUCGAAGAACAUCACCAACAGGCUGCUCCGAGCCAUGCGCCGUUGCCGUGUCCUCAGCGAGCUGUCCGUUGUCAAGAACAUUCUCGGUAAAAGCUGUAUGGCGUCUGUGGCCAUACUUGUGCGAGACGCCAAGCAGCUGCGUAAGCUGGAUCUGAGCGAUAGCCUUAAAAAACGGGCGAAUCUCGGCGGCAUUGCAGAAGCUCUGGAAGUCAAUACGUCGCUUGAAGAAUUGUGCUUUUUCCAGUGCGAAUCGGAUGUUACUCAGAGCGAAGCGGACAUUCGCCGCCUGCUUGAAGCCUUGGCUGUGAACAAAACCCUGAGGCAUCUGGACCUGUGUGGUUCCAAUGUUGGUGACAGUGUAGCGUUACUUGCAGAGGCGCUGCGGGCGAACACAGGACUACGAAGGUUGGAGAUGAUGUACUCGCGACUUGAUGACAGCUGCGCCGUGCAACUCGCAGCAGCACUGGAGACCAACCGUACCCUCGAAGUGCUGAACCUGAAGGACAACAUGUUCACUGCGCGUGCGGUCGCAGCGUUCUGCACGGCACUGCAUAAAAACAGGACUUUGAAGCAAGUGCUUUUCAGUCAGGUUCGAGCUUCUGAAGAGGAAAGAGCAUGGCUUUCGGUCCAAAUGGCUGCAGGUAGAGGCUACACAUGCAUACAGGUGUCCUGGGCACUGCCAGACAUCCCAAUGCUUUCCAUGGCAAUGGCCUCAGACUCGCCAACGGAGCUCCACCUUUGCAACACCUUUUACCUUACGGGGAACGCAAUUCGCACACUUCUCAAGAGCCUCGCUACCAAUUCACGUGUCAAGGUCGUCACGGUUGUGGCAGUAACACACUGUGCGGAAACAGUUGAUGCAUUGUGCCAUGCGCUCGUCUCGAACCGAACCAUCGAGCGUCUUGAAAUCGCUGUGGGCAGCGACUCCAAAGACGAUGGACUGCUCGCCCGAGUGGCCAAAGCUCUCCUGGUGAAUCGGACCGUGUCGGAGGUCCACAUGAAAAGCACCAGCCUGUCCCUGAAAUCUGCUAAGACUAUUGCCUUCCUUUUAUCAAAGAACUCCAGCAUAACUAAGUUAUCCCUGAACACACUAUGGGAGCUCAAGAUUAAGCGGGUUGGCAUCAUAUCUCGGGCACUGGCCAAAAACACAGCUGUCAUGGACUUUGUGCUUUCCCCCAACCUCGAUGCAAACCGUGUGUCGUGGCGGAUCUCGAAUGCUCUGCGGAGGAACACAAACCUUUUGAACCUGGCGAUUAGGUUCCUUGCGGGGCAGAGGCUGGACGGACAAGCUGCGAGAGCAUUUGAGACACUCCGAAUGAAGCCAUCUCUUCUGCCGCAACUGAAGGUAAACGGACAAAGUGACGAGGAUGCGAGCUCUACAAUUGUCUCAGCACAGCAUUACAUCAGUUCAAACUACCUGCGUCUUGCCGGUGUUGUGCGACAUGGUGUCGUCUGUCAUCCCUCUACUAGCACACAGCUGGAUGCUCUAAACCAAGAUUGUUGGUGCGCAAUCGCACGCUACCUAAGUUUGUCAGAUGUCAUUCCUUCAGAGUCAAGCACAACUUCAGCCAGUUGGGCUGAGGAAAAAAAGAGUUAUGAGUAAAUGUGUUGACUCUUUUUGUAAAUGUGCCGAUUUUGCAGUCCCUGUAUUGUAGUGGAUCAUUUUGUAACGAAUGUCAGUUCCUGAUAAGAAAACAACUGUUGCUGAUCAGACGUCAUUACCAGCUGCCAACUAGCGCAGUGGCAAGAUUUCCGAGGCUAUGUUAUUGUUGCUUUCAGUGUACAGUAUCAAGAUGCAACUUCUAGUUGUCAUAUUCGAGUAGUGUUGUACUGAAUGCUAGUCACACAAAACCCCCACUGAUGUACAACAGAGAACUGGUGUGAGACAACUUUAGGUAAAGUAUAGUGAAGAAUUUUGUGCCAGGCUAUUACUAUACUCAUAAAUAUAAAGAUUGCGCUUGUGUCAUUCGGGUGCUACCAAAGUUAGAAAAACUUUCCGACUACUAAAUUUUCAUCGAGUUGUUGCUCAUGAACGUCGCGCACGAUGACAGUCCACCGUGCAGUGCUCAAGCUUGUGGUAAUGCGCUAAGUGAUGCCAAAGUGAAAAUCAAAAGCCUGUUACUUUGUCACAUCUGCAGAAA